This is a messenger RNA of Synchiropus splendidus (mandarinfish), 1704 nucleotides long. RefSeq lists its product as uncharacterized. The record is from RefSeq and is a predicted model, not a curated record. Bases 125 to 865 code for a protein of 246 amino acids. The transcript has 7 exons. NCBI's taxonomy places the organism in Eukaryota, Metazoa, Chordata, Actinopteri, Syngnathiformes, Callionymidae.
GUCCGCGUGUUUCCAUGGUAACCUGGUCGCGUUGGCAGCGCCACCUUUGCUACUCGGACCUUCCCGUCGACAUGUCCUCACUGGAGACCUCGAAUAACCACAGACAUGUGGGACCGUCACCGGGAUGAGUCUUUGGGUCACUGCUCCGUUACCGUUCCCGGUCAGUGUUGCAUCUUUACCGGGGGAACGUUUCAUCUGCGGCCCCGGUCAGACCGGAAACCGAGUGCAAAUGGCAGUCGGACGAGGGGGAUUCAGGCCAAGACUAAGACGGAAACAUCCGACCAUUGAGUCUAUCAGGAAGUCCAGGGACGGGAAGCCCUUCACUGUCCGCGGGUCUCCGAGUUUGGCAGCUGAUGGCGCACCGCAGGCCCCGAUGAGUGAGCCGCUGGAGGACGUUGGUGGGAGACACUUCCUCUUCAACAACACACUAACAGAGAGCAACAGAGCUGCAAUACUCCGGCAGCCAAGGGACAACCAUGUGACCAGAGGAGGGAACCUGCAGCCCUUCACCUUCUCUAAAGAGCUUUCCCACAGACAUGCAGCUCGACCUUUCACCCUUCGGAAUCAUGACGGAUACCAGCUGAACACACACCCACACAUCCUGUCUCUGACCGCGCUGGUCCUUAAAGGCCGCAACACCUUUCCAGUCGAUCACUGCAAAGUCAGCAGGCCGAAAGUCAACCACGCGGCCUACAUUGCACCCGCCGUCAAAGACGAUCACAAGGCUCUGUUAUAUCGGGACCCGGUGCUGGGAGCCUCGCGCUCUUUCAUCCAGAGGAUCUCGGAACUUUCCUCUCUGGAGUGUGAGACUGUGCGACAGGAGAAACUCUGCAAAGUGAAGAAAUGCCGACGGAAUCCCUCCUGACAAUCACCCUCCUCCCUGACUGGCUGCUCAGGAGUUAAAACUGAACACUCUGUGCCAAGACCAGAGCAGAAUCCUUUAUUUCGGACGCCAUGCUCGUUUCGGUGGCUCCUUCUCUCCGCCUCUCUGUCCUCCGUGGUUUUCAUUUGCUGUUUAACAUGGCUGGUUGUUACGUUUUCCAAGCGUUAGUGUCGAUAAUGCCUCGUAAUGCCAUCUGGCCCACACGAGCACUGUAUAAAACAGCAUGAACAUAUUGGAGCGCUCCACCUCAGAUAGCGGUUCAUCUGGGACAGACUCAGAAUAGAACCACUGCUUCUUCACUGUGAGAGCAGCCAGAUACUUCCUAACUGGCAUGCCUAACUGGGAGGAGCCCCCUAGAAAGACCCAGGAUAUGUUGCAGUGAGGAACUUUUUUUUUUACAUAUAAAAAAACAAUCUCAUGGAUUCUCAUAAAUUCCAGCCACAGGAACCAAAUCCAAUGGUUUUCAGCUUGAAUUCCGGAACAGGGUAUUGUUUUUUAUUCUCCUUAGAACGUCUUCUCUGCUGCCUCCUCGCUCACUAUUAUUAGUUUGUUGUGUGUGUCUCAGCACUCCUGUAAUGCAGCAAUGAGGUCACCAGUCCCGCUCUUCCGCACACAAAAACCCCUACUCUGUGGUGAAAAGGAUCAUUAACAGUGCAAAGCACAAAAAAAAAAUGUUCCUACAGUGUGAAAGCCGUCUCCUUGGUGACCACAGUGUGUUUUGAGAGCGAAGUUUGAGCCUCUCUGCUCUCACUGCUGCCCCCGUGACCCAAACUCGUAUAAGAUAAUUCUGAAAAUAUCUAGUCUUUUUCAUUAAAUGUAGU